This is a messenger RNA of Cicer arietinum (chickpea), 2264 nucleotides long. RefSeq lists its product as uncharacterized. Gene Ontology annotation, biological process: negative regulation of GTPase activity. Gene Ontology annotation, cellular component: membrane. Lineage: Eukaryota; Viridiplantae; Streptophyta; Magnoliopsida; Fabales; Fabaceae. Gene Ontology annotation, molecular function: small GTPase binding. The record is from RefSeq and is a predicted model, not a curated record.
AAUCUUCCACCUUUCGUUAUUAUUUUAUUUUAUUGUAGCAGUUAGUAAAAUUGAAUUAGGGUUUCAUCUUCUUCAGUAGAAGAUAUCUGCGCUAAACCAACAGAGUUCUCCACCACUCUUCUCAUCUUUCCCGCCAUUUCCUUCACACACUCCUCACUUCAUUUCUCAUAUUUUGAAUACUAGCCGUUCGAUCUACCAUUUUCAUAUUUUAUUAUUAUUUUUUAAUUUCCAAAAAAAGCUUUUGACCGUUGCUCUCGCCAGAGUGAACGGGAAAUGUCUGCAUCCGAAGCUGAGAAGAAGGUCGAGGAAGAGAACCAAGUGUCCAAAGGUGGAGAACUCUUGUUCUGCGGUGCCACGUGUUGGGAUAUCAUUGGUCGUCGUAAAGGUCCCGCCGACGGUAACUUAGUUUCUCCUUCUCGCCUCCGUCCUCUCGUUGGCAUUGAUAUUCGUUACGUCGCCUCUGGUUGCGCUUCUUGUCACUGCGUGGCAUUGGACGUUGAAGGGCGUUGCUAUACAUGGGGACGCAAUGAGAAAGGGCAACUAGGUCAUGGAGAUACCAUUCAGCGCGAUAGGCCAACUGUGGUGUCUGAACUUUCUAAAUACAACAUUGUUCAAGCUGGAGCUGGGAGGAGCCAUACAGUAGUUGUUACAGAUGAUGGAAAUUCCCUAGCAUUUGGUUGGAACAAACACGGUCAGCUGGGUUCCGGUUCUGCAAAAACUGAAAUCGAAUCAUCACCUGUUCGCUGUCUUGUGUCUGAAGUUAAAUAUGCUACCUGUGGUGGUGACUUUACUGUGUGGUUAUCUUCUGUUGAAGGAGCUUCUAUAAUGACUGCUGGGCUUCCACAGUUUGGGCAGCUCGGGCAUGGAACCGAUAAUGAGUACAAUUCCAAAGACAGCUCUGUUAAAUUAGUUUAUGAAGCACAGCCACGUCCUCGAGCAAUAGCUUCCCUUGCUGGCGAAACCAUUGUCAAGGUGGCAUGUGGAACAAAUCACACAGUGGCGGUGGAUAAGAAUGGCUUUGUCUACACGUGGGGUUUUGGUGGUUAUGGAAGGCUAGGACAUAGGGAGCAGAAGGAUGAAUUUUCUCCACGUCGUGUUGAAGUUUUCCAGAAUAGAAAUGUUUUGCCUCCUGAUGCAAUUAUUUCAGCUGGUUCUGUGAAUUCUUCUUGCACUGCAGCUGGAGGACAGUUGUACAUGUGGGGCAAAAUAAAGAAUACCGGUGAUGACUGGAUGUACCCUAAGCCUCUAAUGGAUUUAAGUGGUUGGAAUAUACGCUGCAUGGAUUCAGGGAAUAUGCAUCAUUUUGUUGGGGCUGAUUCCUCGUGCAUAAGUUGGGGUCAUGCUCAGAAUGGAGAGCUGGGAUAUGGACCUAAUGGACAGAAGUCUUCAGCUGUACCGAAAAAGGUGGAUAUACUUGAGGGUAUGCAUGUAAUGAGUGUUGCUUGUGGUUUGGGUCAUUCCAUGGUUGUGGUCGACAGAGCUAAUAUUGCUGAUAGACUUGAUCAGCUUGAUACACAUGAUGGCAAAGCUGUCGGUGAAGGCACUGAUGAACCCACGAAAAAAACUCCAGUGCCUAAGAAGACUGCAAAAAAGAGUGCAAAGGGAGCUGACAGUUCAAAGAAAAGGAAAAAAGCAAAAGAUCCAUCUGACUCUGAAGAAGAUCAAGAAGAAGCUGAUGAAAGUGACAGUAGUGAGGAUGAUGUUAACGGUGAGGCUGAGGUUAAAAGAUCACGUGGUGGAAAAAGUUCUGGCAGGGGCCGAGGUAAGGCAUCCAAAACACCAGAGUCUGUGGCUAAAGGUUCCGGCCGAGGGCGUGGUCGUGCUCCAGCAAGUAAAAGCAGUUCUAAAUCUUCUGAAGUGAAACCAUCUGGUAAGAGAGGAAGACCCCGUAAGUCUUGACUUAGUUUUUUCUUGAAAAUUUUGUUCUCUAUUCCUAGAGAAUCGUAGUAACUCAGUGUGGUCUAGCUAACUAAUUGUUGCAUUUUUUUAAAAAACUUUUUAAAUUGUAAACCUUUUUCGGAAUGUAGAGGGCAAGAUGUGCUUGCUUGUUUUGAGUUUUUUGUGAAGGGAGGUAUAAGGUAUACCUUCUUCAGUUUCCAUCAGCCUAAUGAUGUGCCUCUUACAGUUUCUAUUAAAACUUGUUCUGCUGGGCUGGUGACUCGGUGAGAUGUUUAUUGGUGAAACUUGAGGAUGAUGUUUCAAUUUUUAAUUGAUGUAUAAUAUUCUUAUUCUUAUUGUUGUUGGUUACUCAACAUAAUUUUCAA